ACUAUUGUAGUUUAUUUUUCUAGUCUUGGGUGAAUUGUGUUCCUGCAAUUUUGUGUCCUAAUUGUGCUAAAACCCCUAAUCACUGAAUAAAAGUGCAGAAAAAUAACCAGUAGCAUAAGCCUUCCAAACAUUUUAAAGUAUCCCAACUUUGACAUGUCCACCAGCUGCACGCAUUCGCGGCAGCGUCAAUUUUUGCGUUUCGGUGGUAGCCUGCAGGAAUUGCGUGAGCAUUUGCAUCAAGAAAUCGAAAACAAAGCAAAACAGUGCUCUAAUUCCACUUACGAAUGCACAAUACCACGCGUUGAUGGUCACGAAUACUGUAUGCGCCACAUUUUGUGCGACCCAUCUGGUAAUUUUCGUCAAUGCACUUAUACCUAUCCAAAUGGACGCAAAUGCCCAAAUGCAUUACAGAAACAUGACAUCAAAAAAGAUCCUGCCUUGACAACACUUUGCUUCGACCAUAAUCGCCAAGCACAGCUGCAGAAAACGCACACUAUAGUGGGUAAAUUAAAGCGCAUCGAUACCAACGAAGUGCUGUUGAACAGCUUGGCACAUCACGUUAAUGUAGAAGAUGUGCAGCCAGAAGAAAGUGUGAGCGAACAAGAUGAAGAAAUUGAUGUUGUAUCACCACACGUGGCCCCAUUUGUUGCAUAUGACCAGGUUAAAAGCUUGAAUUCGGUUACAUCUCGUUUGCAAAAGAGACGACGCAUUCUAGAUUACGCUUCGGAUAGCUCAAGCGAGGAUGAUAAUCCACCCAACAUAAACAACACAGCACGGGGAUUUGAUUUCAUAGAGUCGGACAAUGAGAGCGUAGAUUCACAAGCUGAGGAUAUGUUGAAACACGCUGGCAUUUAUACGCGUGAGGAGGCUUUACGCAUCUCUGAAGCCAAACUAACUAAAUUGCAAGGAUUGUACAUCAACCAAAUCAAUCGCUUACAUCACACAUUGAAAGAGCGUCGUCGUCGUUAUCUACUUGCCUUGCGUAAGGAGCGUGAAAUGCUUUGUAGCAUUCACGACCAACUAAAAGACACGCCACGCGAACGCCAGCUUUAUGAUCAGCUUAAGGCACUCAAUACAUAUCACCGUCGUUAUGGUGUCGAGGCAGUGCUCCAUAAGAAAUUUAAAGAAAAGCGUUCCCGCGCCACAGAGGGCUAUACACAAAGAGGUCCCGGUUAUACCAAAUGUGUCUUCACUGAAGGCGGUGUUAAAUGCGGUGAACGAGCUAUGCCUUGCUGCAAAUUCUGCCGAAAACAUAUUUUGGAAGAUAAAAAACAGAUACUAUUCCGUGCCUGUGAGGUGGAGAAGAGCGGCGUUGUGUGCCAGGAACCCAUACCGUGCAUCUUUGACGAUGCAUCGACAUGUGUCUUGCAUUUGUCCAUACCUCCGCGUCGUCAAUACAUUCAAAAGAAGGAAGAAUCAGAAACCGAGGAAGAUGAAUUUAUGGAUGCUAAAGUGCCGAAGUUGGAGAAUUCGAAUUCGAGUAAAGUAGUGGGUUCGAUAUGUGAAAUUAGAGCUGCAGCUUCGCCGGCUAGGAAUAUAACCAUAUCACAUGACAAAAACGAAGCUGCUGAAGCAUCGAAGAUGAUGCAAUAGAAUACAAUUUACCGAUAUAUGUAGCAUACUUGUAGCAAAAAUCAAAAGCAGUUUAUGGAACGGUGUUUUAAAGAUGAAAUGUCUAAAUGAUCAUGCAAUAUUUUAAAGUGGUUUUAGCCGAAUGGUAAUUUAUUUUUGGAGGAGCUCAAUUGAGUAAAAAAUGUGGAAUAAACAUAUAUAUAAAGUGCUAGUCGGAUUAAAAAAAAAAUCUCCUUUAUAUACAUACAUACAUACUAUGUAUGUAUAUUCGUGCAUUGAGAGUAGAAAACUACUAAUCGGUCUUAGUUUUGUAUUAUGGUUUUAAAAGAAAUUCAACUUUUAACCCCUUGUCCUUAAAUAAUUUAUGUGUAAACCUACAUUGUUCAAAUAAUUUGUAGAUAUAUGUUUUCCAGGGAUUUGACUUUAUAGUGUUUCCUGCCUUUUGGUGCUAGAUUGGUAACACAAGGAAUGGCCAGGUUACUUCACGAAGUUGUAAUAGCAAUAAAAUUCCUUGACAUCCUUGGCCCGAAGUAGAUACUGGGGUUCCGGUAAAGAUUUGGGAUUUUUUUGUAAUCUUGAUCAAAAUAUCACCACACACCACACCACUUGCCUUUUAUGGAAGACAGAAUAUUUAUUGAACACAUGUACGGCGACUGCGAAGGUAGCAUAUUCGCUGGAAAUCCGCCUUGGACUAGCAUCUCAUCACGAUGACAAACCUUUGAGGUCAACGUGCCGAUACAAUAGCAGCAAAAGAAUUAUGGACAUUGUGGAUGCGAAGACUUCAACAAUUACAAACAACCCAAUUGAAGGAGAACUUGUAUUUUACUUUAAAGUUUUGGAUUUUAAUUUCCUUGUUAAUCAGCAACACUAAUCGAACAUCAUUACACACAUCUAUUAAAGUAAAUACAGUGCGCUGACAACUGUAGUUGAAUGUCCUUUCCGAGCUUGCUGCCAUAGUUUUCAGUUUUUCAUAUUUGACGAAAAGAAUCUAAAUAAGUAUGUAUGUAUUUUCAUACUACCAUUUAUAUUUUUGCCCUAAUAUUUGUAAGGUUCCGACGGAGAAAAGAUAUGCUUGUAAACUUGUAAUCCUUAAAAUAUGGAGUUAAAAACUUAUGCGGAGCAGCGAGCGUAUGAAAGCAAAUUAGUUGACAACCGGAAAUUUGACACACAGUUUGAAAGCUUUAUUGAUUUCGUUUCUUUGCCUGAACUAGCAUGACUGGUUUGAAAAGCACUGUAUGGUUUUAAGAAAUCAAACGACAGUUGAGAAAGCAGUAGAAUAAAAAUUACUUGCUUGAAACGGAAUCAUUAGUUUUGGUUUGUGUUCCGGUUGCCUUGCAGCUUAUUCCGUAAAGCGGGCCGUCAGAACGAAUCCGUUUGCGUCCGUGGCGGACGCUUUAAUAACGCCGUCAGAAUGGGUACUUGUACGUCACGUAGAGAGACGCCAUAAUUCAGGUGUUACAUUUGUGGACUCACAGGUGAAUACAAAUCCCAAACAUACCUUCAUCGUACCGUUUUAAGUUUAUAAUCUUCAACUUUCAUAAAUUUUUCGGUACUAUUAUUUAG
Messenger RNA from Rhagoletis zephyria (snowberry fruit fly), 3135 nucleotides. RefSeq names its product KAT8 regulatory NSL complex subunit 2-like. Gene Ontology annotation, cellular component: NSL complex. The record is from RefSeq and is a predicted model, not a curated record. Lineage: Eukaryota; Metazoa; Arthropoda; Insecta; Diptera; Tephritidae.